This is a messenger RNA of Linum tenue, 2026 nucleotides long. NCBI's taxonomy places the organism in Eukaryota, Viridiplantae, Streptophyta, Magnoliopsida, Malpighiales, Linaceae. The record is from the annotation of a GenBank genome assembly.
GUUGGUGGGAGAAUGGAGGUUAGUGCACACGCACCAUGCAAGAACUAGUAUUUAUUCCCCCGCUAAUCUCCAACACCAACGCACAAUCAACAGUACUAUUUCCACUGGCGAAACCCUAGCAAAACUAGACAGCUAGCUCCUGAAACAUGUCCACACAACUACUUCUAACCUUCCUUUACCUAGCCAUCUUCCUAUGCUACUCUCUUCUCAGAAACAAGAACUCACUGCUCUACCAAUGGCCAUUGCUAGGAAUGCUCCCUAGCCUCCUCGUCAACGUGCGCGCACUCCACGACUUCAUCACAGAAGGUUUGAGGCGAGCCGGGGGAACGUUCCUUUUCAAGGGGCCUAGCUUCAUCAACGCCGACUACCUGGUCAUGAGCGAUCCCGCCAACAUCAACCAUAUCUUCAACAAGAACGCCGCCAACUACGACAAGGGCCACGACUUCAAGGCCAUAAUGGAGGCUCUGGGCGACGGGAUCUUCAAUGUGGACGGCGACUCGUGGAAGUUACAGAGGAAGCUCCUCCAUUCUUUGUUGAACAACUCCGAGUUCGAGGGUCACUCCACGCAGAUCCUCACGCAGAAGAUGAGGAGCACCCUUAUGCCGGUCCUCGACAGAGCAGCGAGGAGGAGGACGACGACGGAGGAGAACAACCAGUUGGUGGACUUACAAGACGUGUUUAAGAGGUUCAUGUUCGACAACAUGUGCCUGUUGGUCUUGGGAUUCGACCCUCAUUACCUCCCCGACGUUGGGUCCGACGAUGGCGGCAGGCUCCCUGAUUGUGAAUGUGGCAAGGCAUUCGACGUGCUGGAGAGGGUGGCGAUCUACCGACACAUAGUUCCCGUAUGCCUGUGGAGGCUUCAGCAUCGGCUUGGCAUUGGAAUCGAGGGGGAGUGCUUUCGAGCUUGGAGCACCCUAGAUCAGUUCUUGUAUGGUAGCAUCAAGAGGAAGAAGCAAGAAUUAGCGACGAAGCACUCCGUUAGCAAUGAUGUGCAUGAAAGAAAAAAGUUGGAUUUGCUGACACAAGUCUUGGUCAUGAAAGAUGAGGAUGACGGUGCUGACGGAAAAAUCAUUGAUAAAAAAUCUGACAGGUUUCUAAGGGACAUUACAUUAACGUUAAUCGCAGCCGGGAGAGACACCAUCACUGCCUGCCUUACUUGGGUGAUAUGGUGUGUGACGAACCACCCCGCUAUUGAGAAAAAGAUUCUCAAAGAGCUAAGACAAGUGAUGGCAGCUCGACUGCUGUCAAGUGAUAUUGAUGGAGAAGAAAGAGGAGGAUUUUUCAGAAAUGACGAAUUAAACAAACUUGUGUACCUUCAUGCAACCAUUUGUGAGACACUGAGGUUGUACCCACCUGUACCAUUCGAGCACAAGUGUGCCGUGGAGGCAGAUGUCCUUCCAAGCGGGCACACGGUACGUAAAGAAGAGAGGAUAAUAUUCUCCAUAUACGGCAUGGCCCGGAUGGAGGAGAUAUGGGGAGAGGACUGCUUGGAGUUCAAACCAGAGAGGUGGAUUUCUGAGAAAGGGACAAUACUACAUGUCCCGUCGUACAAGUUCAUGACCUUCUUGGCUGGAGCAAGGACAUGUUUGGGGAAGAAUAUGUCAUUCACGCAAGUCAAGUCCCUGGCUAGUGCUCUCCUUUGGAACUACAAGUUCGAACUUAUAGAUGAUGGUCCCUAUGGAAGGCCAACGAUUAGCCUGGUGUUGUUUAUGAAAGAUGGGUUGAAGACGAGAGUAUCCAAGAGAGACCACUGAGAAUAAUAUUGUUCUUGUUCAUGUUGCUUUCUUAAUAUAUGUUUGUUGUGGUCUAGUUGAAGUGCUUAAUCAUUUGUCAGUAUGUCUAGGGCUUAAUGAGUCGUGUGAGGUCUACUUCUUUUUAUAAUUUGUUUUGUCCAUGUGUUUUAUUAUCUGGGGAGGAACUAGCUAGGUUCCCUAUGGCUAUGCUAUUCUUGUGAGUGUUGUUGUACUCUUUGAUUGUUAUCAUUUUAUAUAAGUCAACAUGAGAUAUCUAAGAAUUGAAUGUUCAA